AUGCAGUUCAUAGUGUCAGUGCUGGAACUUUGGGCUCGGUUAAAGAGUCUGAACGCCAGUCUGGUGAACACGCUAUCCUGUCUAGGAGAACCCACUUUGUCGCAGCUGCUGCUGGGAUGGCAACAGAAAGAACCACACGAGGAACUGAAUGGUAAGCUCCGCCGUUUGCAGCACGUUCACCUGUUGCUGCAGCGUGCUGCAGAGCUUCUGCAAGCACAUGUGUCACCAGCCAUUACCUUCCACGUAGUGUAUAGCGUCCUCGGCACAAUUUACAGUAGCUACGAAGUACUCGUAACAUUGGUGGCGCCAGAACAAGUGGAAAGCGUGCUCGUCACCCCGUCCUUGAGCUUCACCGCAUGUUGGCUGGUGCGACACGUGUUUGAGCUCGUGGCGCUGACAUUCUCAUGCUCGGCGUUGCAGGACCAGGAAGCACAGGCAGCGACUCUGUUACGCAGGGCUGCGGGCCUCACAGGGGAAGAGCCGGAGAUGAAGGCCUUCCUCAACCAGCUGGAGCGGGGACCUACCUUGCGGUUCACUGCAUCCGGCCUACUGCCGAUUGACAGACGACUGCUGGUGUCUGCUGUCUCUGCCACAGUUACCUACCUCGUUGUGCUGGGUCAGCUCGGACUUAACUCAUCAUCCAGCGGCGGCGGCGGCGGCGGCGGCGGCGGUGGAGGCGUCUGA
This is a messenger RNA of Schistocerca americana (American grasshopper), 684 nucleotides long. RefSeq names its product putative gustatory receptor 28b. Gene Ontology annotation, cellular component: membrane; axon; dendrite. Bases 1 to 684 code for a protein of 227 amino acids. The record is from RefSeq and is a predicted model, not a curated record. Gene Ontology annotation, biological process: sensory perception of taste. Lineage: Eukaryota; Metazoa; Arthropoda; Insecta; Orthoptera; Acrididae. The transcript has 2 exons.